This is a messenger RNA of Periophthalmus magnuspinnatus, 742 nucleotides long. It is a transcript of the gene soul5, whose product is annotated as heme-binding protein soul5. The record is from RefSeq and is a predicted model, not a curated record. The coding region runs from base 80 to 742 and encodes 220 amino acids. The transcript is spliced from 7 exons. Gene Ontology annotation, cellular component: cytoplasm. NCBI's taxonomy places the organism in Eukaryota, Metazoa, Chordata, Actinopteri, Gobiiformes, Gobiidae.
GUGGUCACUGAAAGGUUUAAAUAAAGAGGUGCUCGGACUCCAAAUCAGAAGAAGGAGAGGAAUCCAAACAAAAAACAUAAUGAUCUACCUUACAGCACUUGUUGGCUUUUUGUUGGCUCAGACAGCUGAAGCUGUUGUGGGGAGCUCAGAGGGGUCUGUCUGUAAUGAGACACCACAAUGUCUCCUGUUCAACACAGUCUGUAAAAGCCAAAACUUUGAGAUCCGUCAUUAUGAUCCUGUGAAAUGGGUGUGCACAUCCUUCAGCGCCCCCACUUGGAUGCUUGGAGUAGGACCUGCAUUUUGGCGUAUGAAAAAUUACCUAGAUGAUAAUCAGAUCUCCAUGAGUGCAGCUCCUGUCUUUAUUGAUAUGCCAGCUGACGAUCCUCCACAGAAAGAGAGCUCCCAGUCUUCUUGGCUUGAUAAACUCAAGAACCUUUCAAAGUUGUUUCCCAAAAUGCAUGAGUACACAAUCUGCUUUCUGCUCCCAAUGGAGAAUCAGAGCAACCCUCCGCAGCCUACUAAUCCCAAGGUGAAGAUCGUGGAGACUGGGGACAGAUACAUGUACGUCAGGCCCUACAAUGACUGGGUGAAAGGGGACGCUGCUCAAGCUCAAGUGCUAUUCAACAGUAUCAAUAUAACCAGCUAUGAAAAGAACCACUAUGCCGUAGGAUACAACAGUCCAAUGAACCCCAAUCCAUAUUCAGAAGUGUGGGUUUUGGUUGAUGGUGAGCCACGCUGUUGA